Messenger RNA from Lates calcarifer (barramundi perch), 7041 nucleotides. RefSeq names its product beta-1,4-N-acetyl-galactosaminyl transferase 4a (gene b4galnt4a). The transcript has 20 exons. The record is from RefSeq and is a predicted model, not a curated record. Gene Ontology annotation, molecular function: acetylgalactosaminyltransferase activity. Gene Ontology annotation, cellular component: Golgi cisterna membrane. Bases 981 to 4808 code for a protein of 1275 amino acids. Lineage: Eukaryota; Metazoa; Chordata; Actinopteri; Centropomidae.
CUGCCCGCAAUCGGAAGCCAGAGUCUCGGUUUCAUCUGUAUUUAACAAUAGAUGGAGCGCAGAGGGGCUCUGACAUUUUGGCUGAUUGCCACCUUAACCUUUCCCUGAUCAGGUUACCUUCACGCUCGCCACUCAGUUCACCGGCAGUAGCCUGUGUCAUAUUUUUUUUCUUCUUCUACUGAGAGGCCCUUUAAUUACAUUUGUGCUCAUUUGGUAAGAUUAAAUCUGUUCUGUAGGAAAACUGUCUUUCUGCAGGAAGUGUUCAGGGUUGCAGCUCUGUGGAGAUGUCCGAUCACCUCUCCACAUGGAAACUACAUUUCUCCUCUCGCUCUUUGAUACUUCGCGUUAAACCCGUGGCUGGGGAUGAUCCUUGAGUAGCCGAUAAAAUAAUCAGGCGUCGCGGUGUCAGCACAGGCUUGAGCUUCAGGGGAUUUGUGUAGAUUAACGCCGGACUGCUAUUUUGUUCCCUCGGUCACACUCUUAACUGAACUUAGCGGCUUUUGAUCUGCAGCCUUUUUCCUGCUGCCUGCACCCCCCACCUCCAUCCAGCCGCCUGGAAACUCCAGCAGGAGAAGCCUGCUUUUUUUUAUUUUUUACAAGCCGCGCUAUUCAUAGGGAAAAGGCAGAAACCGGGUUUCAUUCAUAAGUGAUGACUGCCACAGAGGUGUUUGGACCCAGAUCUGAGGAUACGACGAGUUUGGCGUCGCUGUCACCUCGCGGAUCCGCGGGAACGAGACGCGCUUCAAGGCUGUAGUCCCCCCCCCCAAACAAAAUCCUCUGUUUACACGCAGGCUGCCUGGGAUGCCGUCGCUGUGACCGGGAGGAGGUAACCCGUGGUCAGUUACAGCCAGCAAACUAAAACACAUCAGCAGCGCCCAGAAGCGACCCCCGCUUCGUGUGUGUGUGUGUGUGUGUGUUUUUUUUUCCGGACCCGUUUUGACUAUCUACCGGGGCGGCUACCGGAGGAUGUUUGAGCCAGGAUGCUGCGCUUCCCCGUGAAGAAGAUCCGGAAGCAGUUCAAGCUCCUGCUUCUGCUGGUACUGCUCACCUCCGCCGUGUGGUUCACCUACCUGCACAUCAACCAGGGCAAGACCAUCAAACUCCACUUCAACUACGGAAAAGAUGGAGAGAGACAGACGGAGGGGACGGACGCCAGCCGUAAGAGGGACACUCGCUCCUCAGCCGGCCACCACAAGAGUGAGGACACCAGCGACAGCAGGGAGGACGAGGCGGCAGAUGACGAGCCAAUCACAGGAGGGGCCGAUGGCAGAGACCACACCCACAUUCGGAAGUUCCUCAGCCAACACCACAAGAAAUUGCCAUGGAAACUAGAGUAUAAGGGUCAGGCCAACCUUCAUGUGUUUGAGGACUGGUGUGGCUCCUCCAUAGCCCAACUCAGAAAGAACCUGCACUUCCCUCUCUACCCUCAUACGAGAAUCACAGUGAAGAAGCUGGCAGUGGCUCCGAAGUGGAAGAACUAUGGCCUGAGAAUAUUUGGCUUCCUUCACCCUUACAGAGAUGGUGAUUUCCAGUUCUCUGUAUCAUCUGAUGAUAACUCUGAGCUCUGGCUGAGUCCUGAUGAAAGCCCUCUCAACGCCAGACUGCUGGUCUAUGUAGGACAGCUGGGUACAGAGUGGACCGCUCCAGGCGAGUUCAGCAAGUUCAGGUCCCAGUCCUCCAAGUCUGUGCACCUGAUCUCAUCCAGACGAUACUACUUUGAGAUCCUCCACAAGCAGGAUGACAAGGGCUCGGAUCAUGUGGAGGUUGGGUGGCGUCCAUUCCUCCCUGGUCUGAAAUAUGAAGUGAUAGACUCGGCCUACAUCUCCCUCUACACAGAUGAGUCCAGUCUGAAGAUGAACAGCGUGGACCACAUCCCCCAGACCUUGGCCAGUCACAUCCGUCUCCCGGAGGAGUCUCAGCCCCAGGGUGUGGAGGGAGGCGGCAUCACGCAGCACGGAGCGGAUAUGCUGAAGCCGGACCCCAGGGACACCUUCUACAGCACUCCAAUGAUCGACCCCUCCCGCCUGGAGAACAUUCUGCCGGCCUGUCUCUACUCCCCGACCUACGUGGUCAAAGAUUUCCCCAUCGCCAGAUACCAGGGCCUUCAGUUUGUUUAUCUGUCCUUCGUCUACCCCAAUGACUUCACACGUCUCACCCACAUGGAGCGAGAGAACAAAUGUUUUUACAGAGAGUCUCCUAUCUACUUGGAGAAGUUUGGUUUCUACAAAUAUAUGAAGAUGGAUGAGGAGGAAGAUGACAGACCGUUCUUCUUCCCCAAUCCAGAUGAUUUCCUAGAGGAAGAGGAGGUGGUAGAGGCAGAGGACGAGGCAGAGAUUGUUGGCACACAGUCGCCCAAGAAGCCCUCUCAUCCCAGCCAGACCAGCCACACCUCCAACCCCUCCCAUCAGCACUCAAAGCCUGGGCCCACACCAGCUGGCAGAGAAGGGGAGGAAGAGGAGGAGGACCCUGAUGAAGAGGAGGAGGGAGCAGUCAACAGUAUCAUACGCCGCAGAGAGAGGAGACACUUUCCUCACAGAGAUGGACAGAUGGAGAGGGAUCUAGACAGAGACUGGGGACGAGAUCAUACAAAGGGAGACAUGAGACAGGACUCCAGAAAGGGACUUGCCGAGCCCCAGCAAAGGGUGCUUGAGCCCGAUACUGACAGUGUGGUCCGGGGCCGUUCACUGUCCUGGAUCCACACCGGUCCUGUAGAGCAGGGCCCUGGCAGGAAAGGAGGAGGAACAGGUGGAGGAGGAGGAGAGACUCCGCCUAAACUGAGCAAGUCUUCACUUCUUUUCCCCCAAAAGUCCUCCCUGUCUGCCCUCGCCAGCCGCGCCAAGCAGAUCCUCAGCAACUCCGCCCACAGCAACAACCCUUACGACAGCAACAACAACAACAAGCUGGCUGGGAAGAAGAAGGAGGAGAACAAGAUCUACAUCACCAGGCCUCGACCCGCCAAGGAGAGGGAGAGGGAGAGGGAGCAGCGUCGAGAGAGGAGGGAGGAGAGGGCGUCUCGCCACCCGAGAGAGGUGUUCCCAGGAGUGUUUUUGUACCAAAAUGGGAAGACCACAAGGCUGGUCAACCUGGGUGCCAAAGGACAUGCAGGGGGAGGGGUGACAGGAGGUAGGAACCUUGUUAGUGCCCCUCAGCUCUGGCCCAACCCCCCCACAAAAGAGGGUAAGAUGUCACCUCACAACGGGAGCAUCAACGUACAGAGCGAAAAUGUUCAGAAGUCUGUCGGGAGAGCAGCAGUGGCAAAACAACCAGAGAAAAGCAAGAGAAAAGGGGAGCACUGGGAUUUAAAGACAACUGUCACAGCUGAUCUACUCAGCAAAGAGGGUCCACUAACCCCACUGUCCCAUCACCAAGAUCCCCCUCUCCCCCCAGUCACCCUGCCAAGGUUAAACUCUACAGAAAACAUGAUCCAAGGCCAGUCGAAGGUCACCUCUUACCUCAGGAUCUCAGAGAUCACAGAGUCCCAGCAGCAGCCAGACCCAGACCCCAACCCGGCAGAAUUCGACCAGGAUGUCAACCGCUCUAAUCCUGACCCUGACCCUGAGCCAGAACCGGAGGAGGGCGAGAUGUCGGACUACAGCUACGAGGAGGUGGAGGCUCGGCCGGGCUGGGCGGAGGAGAGCAUCAACUGGCAGAGAACCUUCUCUGUCAACUCAAUGGACUUUGAGCUCCUGCGCUCCGACUGGAACGACCUGCGCUGCAACGUGUCUGGCAACCUCCAGCUGGCGGAGAGCGAGGUGGUGGACGUGCUGGCUCAGUACAUGGAGAAACUAAACGAGCGCAACGGAGGGAUCUACACCCUGCUGCGAAUCAUCAACGUGGAGAAGCGGCGUGACUCGGCGAGGGGGAACCGCUACCUGGUAGAGCUGGAGUUGAUGGAGAGGGGCCGCAGCGUGGUGCGUCUGUCGGAAUAUAUUUACCUGUUGCUCCACCGCGGCAGACAAGGGGAGGAGAGCCUGGAGAACACUGACUCUGCCCCGGCCUCUGCGCCGGCAUCGGCCCCCUCCCCCGCCGUGUCCAGCCUCGCCACCCCGCCGCCCCCUCCCUCCACAAAGACGCCCGCCCGGCCCGGAGCGACGCCGUGGAGCACCGCCUAUGCCAAGCCCCUGCUCUGCCAGCCGGUCAUGCUGCAGUGGAGGAGAGAUGUCAUGGUGCACUUUGUGGUGCCAGUGAAAAACCAAGCUCGGUGGGUACAGCAGUUCAUCUCUGACAUGGAGAAUCUUCACCGCCAGACCAAGGAUGACAAUUUCAGCAUCAUCAUUGUCGACUUUGAGAGUGAAGACAUGGAUGUGGAGCAGGCACUUAGAGAAAGCAGUGUGCCAAGAUACGAGUAUCUAAGGAGAGAGGGGAACUUUGAGCGCUCAGCAGGACUGCAGAUCGGAGUGGACACUAUCGAGGAUAGUCACAGCAUCGUGUUCCUGUGUGAUCUGCACAUCCACUUCCCGCUCAACAUCUUGGAAAGUAUCAGGAAGCACUGUGUCGAGGGACGCCUCGCUUUUGCUCCCAUUGUCAUGAGACUCAGCUGCGGCAGUUCACCACAGGAGCCUGAUGGUUACUGGGAGGUAAAUGGCUUUGGUCUGUUCGGAAUCUACAAGUCAGAUUUUGAUAAGAUUGGAGGGAUGAACACAGAGGAAUUCAAAGACAGAUGGGGUGGAGAGGACUGGGAGCUGCUGGACAGGGUGCUGCAGAAUGGUUUGGAGGUUGAGAGACUACGCUUGAGGAACUUCUUUCACUACUACCACUCCAAACGGGGCAUGUGGAACGCUCAAAACAAGAAAACUCCCAAGGGAUAGCACUCCCUGCUGGUUGGAGGAUCCUAAAAAAAACCCUACCUGCAGAUCCACUGUGUGUGAGAGAGAGACCUAUGGUAGCUCGCUCACUGCCUGAACUCUGCCAUUUUUGAAACCGGGCGUCUUUCAGGGAUGCCUCUGUUUCGCCAGUCGGCCCCUCUUGUACGCUUGUCUGUGUGAGGAAACGGAGUCCAAAUCUGAACUUUGAAAGCGAGUUGUUUAUGCAGACAGACCUGAGUCAUCACCUUGGCUCACUGACUGAACUACUGUACAGAGAGAAGAGAGUUAUUUUUGUUCUCCUUCUCUCUGCCCCUUUUUUUGGUGCAAUGUUUUCAGACAGACUGGAAAGCAGCUGUUUUGUUUGUGCGUGUGUGUGUUUGUGUGGGUGGGUGUGUGUGCAUGUGUGCGCGUAUGUGUGUAUAUAUAGGUGCGUGUGGGUGUGUUGCCGCUUGUGUGUGCUUAUGAUGACAGGAAGCACCUUUUUCUAACAAGGAGAUGUGAAGACAACCUAAGAUCUUUUUUUCUAACACGCUCUCACAUGGGAGCCUUAUAGAAUGUGUGUCAACAUGUGAUUCAGAUAGAUUCAGACAUGGUGGCGCAGAUUGAGUUAGAGGAACUGUGGGUUUGGUAAACAGUACAUCAACUACUACCUGUUGAAUAUCAUUAACAUCAGUAUGACCGAGGUGCUGACGUUUUAUCCCCAUACCCUGAUAUUAUGAAACAAAGAAAGUUUUCCAAUCAGAAAAGCCCCUUUCCAAACAGAUACUGACAGAUGCAUCACCUUUAUGUCUCUUCCUGCCCCUCUCUCUCCUUCUGUAUCUCGUUAACCUUCAACUCAUUUUCAGUGUCAUGCUAAUCUGUGUAUUUGUAUCUGUUGAAACAUUAUAUAUAGCCCUGCUGCUCUUUCAUGAUAUCAGUUUAUGUACUAUACCCAGAUUAAUGCUAGCUAUUGGUUAUGACUUGAUUAAUUUAGUUUCAUUAACUGAAAUUUAUUCUGCUGUUAGUUAUUUAAAAGGGGUUUUUGUUUAUAUGGAUUUGCUAACAUUCGGGGUGCUAUUUUCUGUUCUAAAACACUGAAUCUGUGGACGGUUUACACUUUUAAACUCUACUGACUCUACUGGUUAUCCUUCCUUCCCCCCAGAUCUCUAACCUCACUGUCAACUGGAACAUAAAACUGUAACAGGAGGCGGAGCUGAGGACUACAGCAGCUUUCUGACAUUUGUUUUUAAGUUGUCACACCGUUGUUUUAAACAUUUUCCAAGCUGAGCGUUGCAUUUCAAAUAUUGGAUUUGGGGGAUUAAAACUCGAUCUCUCAUAUUAAAAAAACACCAAGACAGAGAAUGCUUAGCUGUUGAAAAUGUCAACACUCUUCUUUUAAGCUUGUACAAAGCUCCAGCUGAAGGGAGACCAGUUCAUGUGUCGGACACGAUGUGGCAAAGCAUGGCUGUUUCACAAAUGUGUGCCUUUAUCAGGGGUUUGGCUGCAGGCAGUUUUUAAACUACUCUACUAAUGACAGAAGAGGGCAGGGACAGACAGAAAUACAUUAUUUAUCAGCAGGCUGUGUCACUGUAAAUUCAGAUACACUGUAAAGGAAGGAAAUAUGGUUCUUUUAAAUGGAAUACAGAUGUGUCAGUCUGUUUGUUGUAUUACCUUAGAAGCAAGAAAGAGUGGUCUUUGUAAGCCAGUCGCCCCCAUUGGUGAGAAAGACAGAGAUCGUACAAAUGGGUACUGAGAGGGAACAGGAGGUGAGAUCGAGACUCACUGGCAGCUGCUGUCCAGCAGGACCCCACCUGCUCCCAUUAGUUUGGCUGGAGGCCGGGCUCUUAAUGCCUUUGUUUAUGCAACAUGGUACUUAAAUUGAUGGGGAGCGACUGGAGGGCUCAAGGCUGGAUAUACAUGGAUGAGAGCUAAUGAUCUGUUAUUGACUAUAUGAUUGUCAAAAAGAAAAAAAAAAAAAAAGAAAAAAAAAAACGCCCUCCAAGACCCUUUCUUUGCCUCUACAGGAAAAAGGUCUAUACUGUAUUCAUUUAACAUUGACAUGGGAUUAUUUAAAGAACAAAAGAAACACAUUAAAUAUAAGACUAUAUAUAUAAGAAACAUAAAAAUGAAAAAUAGGAAUAUACAUUCCAAGGUAAUUUCUGUGAAAUUGUUUUGUAGAGAAAAGGUUUUAAGAAUGUAUUGUACUUUUAUUUUGAUUUGUUGGUUUUUUGCAAAUAAAAUUUUAUGCUUACGUCCA